Messenger RNA from Aspergillus bombycis, 1725 nucleotides. RefSeq lists its product as uncharacterized. The transcript has a single exon. Gene Ontology annotation, biological process: peptidoglycan biosynthetic process. Lineage: Eukaryota; Fungi; Ascomycota; Eurotiomycetes; Eurotiales; Aspergillaceae. Bases 1 to 1725 code for a protein of 574 amino acids. The record is from RefSeq and is a predicted model, not a curated record. Gene Ontology annotation, molecular function: D-alanine-D-alanine ligase activity; ATP binding; metal ion binding.
AUGAGAAUUUGUGUCCUUCAUUCUUCAUAUGAGGGCUCCGGCUCCAUGCUUACUGGACUCGACACGGAUUUCCCCAAUCCAGGAGCCUUUACAUCUCAGCAUACGUUCGAGAGCCGGUUCAUACGCAAAGAUGCCGCAAAGGAGCAGAUCGACGCAUGCGUGAAGGAAGGAUUCGAUUUCUACAUAAACUUCCUUUGGGGUACUCUUGACGAUGACGUGGCUGGGAUUCAGGCGAGUCAAUAUUUUGAAUCCCUAGGGGUACCAUCAGCUGGUAUCCGCAGCUGGGAGCGUUCCCGAACGAAAAAUGAUUUCUACAAAGAAGCUCGAAAGCGAGGAGCGCCCCGCGUGCCAGGAAUCGACAUAUUUCCUCUCUUUGUGAAACCAGCCAACGGAUGCUCUAGCCAAAUGAUUGAUGAAAAGUCCGUGUGUCACAAUGAAGGGGAGUUGCGAGAGGCUCUUCGCCGAAUAAAUGCACAGCUCUACGAAUCACGAUUAAAUAGGGCACGCUCUCUGGGUUCGGUAGACCCGAAGGCCUACGCAGAUAAUUUUGAUCCUGUGGGCCGCAGUGAUGACAUCGUCGUCCAAGAGUACAUUCCUGGGGAGGAUUACAUCGUAAGCGUGAUUGAACUGGGAGAUUCGGCAGUUGCGCUCAGCCCUUGUAUCGUCAAGGCCAAGGAUUUGAGUACCGCCGAGAAGUUCCUCACGUUCGAUUUGAAGUUUGAUAGCGACACUCGCCUCGAGACUAUUCACAAACGAGAUAACCCAACUCUAUACGAGAGAUUGCAAGCCACUGCCUUGGAUGCGUUCGAAGCCGGCAUCUUCCGCGGCAGUCAUAUGGGAUGUGAUGUCGACCUUCGUGUGCGGCCAGACGGUGAAGCUUUCGCCAUUGAAGUGAAUCCACAGCCAGCGUCGUUCUUGACGAAUUGCAAUUUCCAGGACCUCCCAAUUAUGUCAAGCUUCCCUGGUGGCCACAUGGCUGUGAUCAACGUCUUCAUCGCCAACUAUAUGCUGCGCAAUAACCGCGGUACGGGGUCCAAAGUCGCAGCGACCUACGACGGCUUGGCCUCCAAAUACGAUACUUUGCAGGAGUCGGGUACCAGAAUGGCGGAGAUCAUUAGGGGUAUUGUUGCAAAGUUCGACUUUCAGGGAACUGUUUUCGACCUUGCCUGUGGGACUGGCAUUUUCGGCCGGUUGCUCUCUGAGUGCAAACCGGGUAGCCACCGUCGCGUCCACGCAGGCAGUGUUCUCGGAUGUGAUCUUUCGCCCAAAAUGGUGGAAACAUGUCGCGCUACUGGAUUUUAUGACGAGGUGCACAUCGACCGUAUGCAGACAUGUCUUCUCCACAGCCUUGACUACGGUGAGGUGGACCACAUCGUCUGCCUCUCCGCCAUCCACUUCCUCUCCCCCGAGGAGUUCACAUUUGUCCUAGUGUUAUGCUUCCUUGUGGCACGCAGGUCAAUUACUGUCAGUGUCGAUGAAAUUCCAGAUGGAUAUAAUGAGAAGCUAAAGGCCUUGGGGGACCACCACAUGCAUUCCACAAACCACCUCGCCAACAUGGAACUGUUUGGCGAGCCGCAUGGCUGGACAUUGGUCGCCCGCCAGAGGGAGUUUGCUUGGAAGUCCUUUACCACCGGCCAUGAGGUUUGGAGCACGUACUAUCGUUUUGAAAAGGUGGAGGAUGACGAUUCUGGAACCCGACUAUUGAAAGUCAAGCGCAAGAAUUAA